Eimeria maxima is the source of this 2611-nucleotide messenger RNA. RefSeq lists its product as hypothetical. The annotation marks the transcript as partial. Lineage: Eukaryota; Apicomplexa; Conoidasida; Eucoccidiorida; Eimeriidae. The transcript is spliced from 2 exons. The record is from RefSeq and is a predicted model, not a curated record. Gene Ontology annotation, cellular component: nucleus.
AUGGCAUCAGAAGAUUCCCCCCUAGAGGGGGGACUACAAGGCAGCAGCAGCAGCAGCAGCAGCCGUAUAAAAAGGGACAGUUUUGCUGCUGGUCCCGAUAUAUCUGACGAUGUUGCUGCUGAUAGUGAGCCAUCAGCAGCAACAGCAGCAGCAGCAGCAAAUAAACGCAUGCGUAGAGGAGACAGCAGAAGUGCGUCUCCUUAUUCAUACCGUGGUGGUCUAUCAGCAUCAGCAGCAGCAGCAGCAGCAGCAGCAGAUCGUCGUCCCUCCUUAGGUCCCCGUGAGGAGGAAGGAGAGUUACGUGCAAGUCUCUCUCCCCCUCCUCCUCAGCAGCAACUGCAGCAGCAGCAGCAGCAGCAGCAGCGGGGUCGUUGGGGGUACCGUUCUCCCUCCUUACGCCGCUACCGCAGCACAAGUAGAAGUGUCUCCUUAAGAAGGAGACAGUUGUCUCCUCGUGGUUAUUCUCCUUCUAUGAAUGGAGGAGGAGGAGGAGGAGGAGGUGUCUCCUCUCGUUAUAGUAGGAGGUCUCCUCCUCCUGCUGCAGCAGCAGCAGCAGCAGCAGGAGAUGGCUUCCGCCGCAGCAGCAGCAGGGAGAGGCCACGCUACCGUCGUGACUAUAGGAUGAAUAGAGGAGGAUAUAGAGGAAGAGGAUUCUAUAGAGACAGAGGAGGAGGAGACAGUUAUAGGGGAGGAGGAGGAGACAGGGGAGGAGACAAUUAUAGAGGAGGAGGAGGAGGAGGAGGAGGAGACAGGGGAGGAGACAGUUAUAGAGGAGGAGGAGACAGGGGAGGAGACAGUUAUAGAGGAGGAGGAGGAGACAGAGGAGGAGACAAUUAUAGAGGAGGAGGAGACAGAGGAGGAGGAGACAGUUAUAGAGGAGGAGACAUAUAUAGAGGAGACAGUUAUAGAGGAGACAGGGGAGGAGACAGGGGAGGAGACAGGGGAGGAGACAGGGGAGGAGACAAUUAUAGAGGAGGAGACAGGGACAAUUAUAGGGGAGGAGACAGAGAUAAUUAUAGGGGAGGAGACAGAGAUAGGGACAAUUAUAGAGGAGGAGAUAGAGGAGGAGGAGGAGGAGACAGAGGAGGAGGAGGAGAGAGAGGAGGAGACAGGAUAAUAAUAGGAGAUAGGGGAGGAGAAAAAGGAGGAGACAUAAAAAGGAGACACUUAUUUUCUUCAUGGGGUCUACGUCUUGAGGGUCUCCCUCAUGAUAUAACAAAAGGAGACAUAUUAGAUUGGAUGAGGGAUGCAGGGUUUAGACUACAAGCAGAGCAGGUGCUGCUGCCUCCGCAGCAGCAGCAGCAGCAGCAGCAGCAGCAGCAACAACAGCAGCAGCAGCAGAAGCAGAAGCAGCAGCAGAAGGAGGAAGGAGAGGAAGAGGGAGAGGAAGGAGAGGAAGAAGAAAAGGACAAAGAGCAGCAAGAACAACCAACAAAACAAAUAGACGUAGAUAAUGAUGACGAAGAGCAGCAGCAGCAGCAGCAGCAGCAGCAGAAGCGUCAGCAAGAAGAAGAUGAUCAACAAGAUCAGCAGCAGCAGCAGCAGCAGCAGCAGCAGCAAUUUGCAUGCAUAGUGCUGCACUCUAGGGAGGCAGCAGAAGGGGCCCAAUUUCGUCUCCAUCGUCGUCCCUUCUUUGGUCAUCGUAUAGAUGUAUUCGUGCUGCACCCUAACGAUCCUCAUCCUAUUAGCAGCAGCAGCAGCAGCAGCAGCAGCAGCAGCAGCAGCAGCAGUGGGCCAGGGGGAGGAGGGAGACUAUCUAGAAGUUUGUCUCCAAGACAUCCAACUAAUCAAUAUAAUAAUAAUUAUUCAUGGAGAGACAGAGGAGGAGACAGGGGAGGAGACAGGGGAGGAGACAGAGGAGGAGACAGGGGAGGAGACAGGGGAGGAGACAGGGGAGGAGACAGAGGAGGAGACAGGUAUAGGAGACGACCAUUUAGGGAUAAUGUAUCUCGUUCCUUAUCUUCUUCCCCUAUAAUAAGAAGAGGAGGAGACAGGGGAGGAGACAGAGGAGGAGACAGGGGAGGAGACAGGGGAGGACAUAUGAAUAAAGUGUCUCCUUCUCGGUCUCCUCCUCAUCCUCCUCAUCAUCAUCAUCCUCCUCCUUAUAGGAGAUGGAGAGACAGAGGAGGAGGAGGAGACAGAGGAGGAGGAGGAGACAGGGGAGGAGGAGGAGGAGACAGGGAUAGAGGAGACAGAGGGAGACACUGGAGAGGGGGACCAAGGAGGCAAGUGGCACAACUAGAGGAGGAAUUAGCGAGCCCAGCAACAGCAGCAGCAGCAGCAGCAGCAGGGACAGCACAGGAGAAAGAAUCAGCAGAUGCAGCAACAGCAACAUCAACAGCAGCAGGUGAAGGUGGCAACAACAGCCCAACUGCUGCUGCAGCUGCUGCUUCUUCUUCCCAGUCUAAGGAUGAGAAGAAGCAAGAGCAGCAGCAGCAGCAGCAGCAGCAAUCUGAUGGUUCUGCUGCUGCUGCUGGAUCUGGUGAAUCCCAAGACAAGGAUCAGAAAACCGACACAACAGCAGCAGCAGCAGCAACAACAACAACAACAGCAGCAACAACAACAACAGCAGCAGCAACAACAACAACAGCAGCAACAGGAGAGUCUCCUA